Messenger RNA from Iphiclides podalirius (scarce swallowtail), 2577 nucleotides. Lineage: Eukaryota; Metazoa; Arthropoda; Insecta; Lepidoptera; Papilionidae. The record is from the annotation of a GenBank genome assembly.
AUGUGGGUAGUGGACGGUGCGAGUGACAAAGGGGUGUGCGGGGGUGGGGGUGCGUCGGAGGCGCGGGGCGGGCGGGGCCGAUGUCCGUGGCUCGGGCGCGUCACGGCGGAGAGCGGUGCGGGCACGGGCGCGGGGUGCGCGGGGGGAGAGCGCGCCUCGCCGCCGCCCGGCUUCGAUCGCGAACUCUUCCAAGAGCUGAGCUUCCUCCCCGACGCGGAGCUGCGCGAGUGCCUCGGCGAGUACCCCGACUUCCUGUACCACGUGGCGCGGGACAGGUUCGGACGGCUCUACUUUCGCGUUAUACGGACAUUGCUCCUUGAUCGAGUUCUAUGCAGCAACAGGGUGAGCCAAAUGACAAAGACCUACAAUGACAUCGAAGCGGUAACACGGCUCUUAGAAGAGAAAGAGAAGGAUCUGGAGUUGACGGCGCGCAUCGGUAAAGAGCUGCUGGCGGCGAACGGGCGGCUCGAGGCGCGCGUCAGCUCGCUGGAGGGCGAGCUGCGCAGCGCAAGGGACCUCGUCACACAGUUGCGGCACGACCUCAACGCCAAGACAGAUCUGCUGCAGGUGCUGACAAAUGACACCGAGGAAGGCAGCCCCACUGAGGAGCAGGAGCCGCCGACGGCGCUCGCGCUGCGGAAGCGGACCUGCGCCCUCGAGAGGGAGAACCGGGCGCUGCGCGACGAGGCCGCGCGCCUCGCCGCCGGCGCCGACUCCGCCGAGCUGGCCGAGCGCCAGUUGCUCAGGGACAUCGCCAGCCAGCUCUCCAGUGCGAACUCCGAAGCGAACGUACUGAGCUUGGAGCUGGCUGAGGAGAGGCAGCGAGCAGCAGAUCUUCAGCAUCAACUCGACACGUCAAACUCCAGGCUUAUAGUCACUGAGCGCAAUUUGCAGCAGCUGUCAACCGAACACGAACAUACGUUACGAAUUCUAGAAAUCACUCGAGAGAAUCAAAAUGCACUUGCAGCUGAACUGGCCGACGCCAAGGAGCGUUACGCAGAGGUGGCGGCGCACCUGGCCGAGGCGCAGGAGCAGCUGCGCCAGCUGCGGCGGCGCGGCGAGCCGGUGCGCGGGCUGAUGCCGAGCGUGGCGGCCGCCGCGGGCCUGCUGCCGGCCAACUUGCACCGCGAGAUGCACGCCUCCGUCCACUCGGAGCUCAGCCUCGACUCCGGCAUCGGCGACCCGCUCGCGCAUUCGAGCAUGCAGAAAGUGUUCGAGACGGUGCAGUGCGCGUCGCGAUGGUCGGGCGCGUCCGCCUCGCUGGCGGGAUCCGACGUAGCGGACGCUCCGCUGGCCGCGGCACUUGGCAAGCCACCGCUGAAACCGCCCUCCGCCGACUCCUUCCUCGACGAUUCAUCUGACGCCGAAUCUGAGGACCUCUAUCCCGGGGGCCCGGCCGUGGGAGUACCGGGCGCCCCCGGUGCGGCCGAGCUGGCGGCAGCCCUGCGCCGCCUCACGCCGCAGGAGAUCAACUCGCGCCGCGCCUCGCUCGCCGCCUCGCACGUGCUGCGACACCGGAGACACACAGAGCGGGACAUCAGUGAAGAGAGCGCAGUAUGGGGCGCUGGCGCGGCCGGUGGAUUCGCACGGUUUCGCGCGCCACACAAAUUGCAGAUCGUCAAGCCUAUGGAAGGCUCCCUUACCCUGCAUACUUGGGCUCAACUUGCUAAGCCCACUAUGUCAGGUUUAUUAGAAGAUCAAGAGGGCGUCGGCGUUAGAGGCUCUAGAUCAGCCACCGGGCUCGGCAAUAGGUUAUACCGAUUGUCCGACGUGGAAGAGGACGAUGAUAUGCCUCGUUUGCCGCACUCUAGCCACGUGUACACAUUCACAAACAGUACGGUGCUGCAUCCGAACGACGGGAGCCUCGCCGGCAGCAGCGUGAGCAGCGUGUGCAGCAGCGGCAUGAGCAGCCUGUCGAGCAGCGUGCUCGGCACCGCGUGGAGCUCCCGCCUGACGUCGAGGCGGUCGUCGGCGGCCGUCUCGCCGGUGCUGUCGCGGCGCGAGUCCUUCUGCGCGCCGCCCUCGCGGCCGCACUUCACGCCCACCGCCACGCCGGCCAAUAGCCCGCUGCUCGGCUCGCCCGACUCCACGCCGCCGUCGACGCCGCGGCCCGGCGACGCGCCGCCCUCCCUCCACGCGCUCAUCGCAAGCGGCACCUCGAUCCUGCGCCGCCGCUACCUAAUCUCGCCCGCCGCAGACGGCUCCCCCGCCCCGCUGGCGCUCCAGACGCCCGGCUCGCUGUACACGGGACUCGUGCACCGCAGUCCGAUGGAGCAGCUCACCUGCCUGAAGAGGACGCUGCGGUCGCCCGCCUCGGCGCCGGAGCGAUGCGGCCCGGCUGAGACGCCGCUCGGGGUUCCCGCACAUCCGGGCGAGGGGGCGCUCGAAACGUCCAGCCCCUUGGAGAGCAUGAGCGCGGCGGGUGUGGGCGGGCGGAGGGGGCGGGUGCGGGCGCCGCGGCCCCGCACCGACCUCGGCACGGUGGGAUCGGCCCCUGCACCGUGUGCCCCCGCCCAGUCCAUGACCCCCCUGGGUACCCUCAGCUCCCUUCUCUUCGGCCGGAAGGGGGGCCUACUG